GACAGCGGCGGUGCGCCGAGGGACGCGAGCGAUGGGUCUGUUUUCAGAGCUGAAGCUGGCUGUGCCCUGGGGCCACAUCGCUGCCAAAGCCUGGGGCCCCCAGCAGGGCCACCCAGUUCUCUGCCUGCACGGCUGGCUGGACAAUGCCAACUCCUUCGACCAACUCAUCCCUCUUCUCCCGAAAGACUUUCAUUACAUUGCCAUGGAUUUCGGGGGUCACGGGCUCUCGUCCCAUUACAGCCCAGGUUUCCCGUAUUACCACCAAAACUUUGUGAGUGAGAUUCGAAGAGUUGUGGCAGCCUUGAAAUGGAAUCGAUUUUCCCUCCUGGGCCACAGUUUUGGUGGCACUGUGGGUGGAAUGUUUUCCUGUAUCUUCCCCGAGAUGGUGGAUAAACUUAUCUUGCUGGACUCAUCGCCAUUUGCCCUGGACUCUAAUGAGAUGGAGAACAUGCUGACCUACAAGCGGAGAGCCAUAGAGCACACACUGCAAGUGGAGGCCUCCAAGAAGCCCUCGAGCGUGGUCAGCCCGGAGGAGAUGCUGCGGGGGUUCCUGAAGAACAACAGUCACGUGAGUGAGGAGUGUGGGAAACUCCUCCUGCAGAGGGGAACCACCCGGGUGGCCACAGGGCUGGUGCUGAACAGAGACCGGAGGAUCGCUUGGCCAGAGCACAGCUUCGAUUUCGUCAGCAGGGAGUUCUUUGCGCAAUCCGUCAAGAAGCUGCAGGCCCGCGUCCUGCUCAUCAAAGCAAUCCAAGGAUUUUAUGAUGUGAGGAGAGAGAAUGACACUAACAAGGAGCCCCUGCUUUUCACAGUUGACACGUUGAAAUCUGUCCUAAAAGAGCGGUUCCAGUUCGUGGAAGUCCCGGGCAAUCACUAUGUGCACAUGAACCAACCCCAGCAGGUGGCCAGUGUCAUCAGCUCCUUCUUACAGAGCAAGGACAGGGUCCCAGCCCGGCUGUAGCCCUGGGCCUGGGGCUACAGAGACCUCGAGCCCACUGCUCACCACCCUCCACUCGGACUCCCAGCUUCCAAGCCACCCAGCCAGGCCAGGUGUGGUGGGGCCAGGCCUCACUGGUUGUGAAGAACAGAGAGGAGGGGUGGGGGCAAGAUCUUGCCUCUAACAUUUGUGACUUCAAGGCGGAGACCAUGCCCGGAUUUCGGGAGUUGUUUUGUGGCUGAUGAUCCGCAGGAAGCUGGGAGCAGCUGGAGGAAG
Ceratotherium simum simum (southern white rhinoceros) is the source of this 1213-nucleotide messenger RNA. It is a transcript of the gene SERHL2, whose product is annotated as serine hydrolase like 2. The record is from RefSeq and is a predicted model, not a curated record. Lineage: Eukaryota; Metazoa; Chordata; Mammalia; Perissodactyla; Rhinocerotidae. Gene Ontology annotation, cellular component: membrane.